GAGCAGCGAGCAGCCGAGAGCAGUCUCUCUGUGGGUGUCAGGCUGGGAUUUAAAACAACAAGAAUUGAAGGCGACCGCAGUUUCUGCCCUUGUUGCCGUUUAGCAGACAUUGUAACUCGCCAGAUACCUGCAGCCGAUCGGAUUCUAAGUUAAAAUAUUUCGACAUGCCUCCUAAAAAGCGUAACACAGGGACGCCGCUCAACAAGGAAAUAAAACAGAACAACAAAGUGGUCUCUCAGGUCAAGGAGGAGAAUUCGGAGCUGUCCAUAGACAAACACAAAGACAAGGAUUCGGAGUUCGUCACUCUCUGUGAGAAGCUGAAGGUGACAGAUGCGGUGUGCGAUCGUGCCUGGACUAUAUGGGAGUCCGUGCGAACAUCGAUGGAGAUAGUGCUGGACACCAACAAGAAGCUUUGGGGUGGUUGCCUGUUCAUCGCUGCCACAGACCUGGAUGCUAUGACCUUUACCUUCACAGAGGUCCAGAAGGCCGUGGAUCUCAACGUGAAGCAGUUCUCCAGCCUGCUGAAGAAGAUGGACGUGAACAUGGACACGGUCAGCACCAAGGUGAACGCCGCCAUGACCCGGCUGGAGAAGAAGUACGACGUGUCGCGGGCGCUCUUCCAGAGGUUUGAGAAGACGUGCAGUAAAAUCUACGUUGAUGCCUCUGACUCUAAGGGAAAGGACGGAGCUGAGGCCAAGCAGAUCAUCAGAAGCAGCUGGACACUGUUCCUCCUGGCUAAAGGAAAAGUGCUGCAGAUGGACGAUGACCUGGUGAUCUCCUUCCAGCUGCUGAUGUGCGUGCUGGAGUUCUACAUCAGGCGCUGCCCAGCCUCCCUGCUGCAGCAGCCCUACAAGACGGCCACUAACGGGGUCGGCCAGAGCCCCCCGACUCGAACGUCCCGCCGCAAUCACAGCAAGGCCAAGCCCCGCCCCCCGGAGGUGGACCUGCGGCUGCUUGAGACCCUCUGCAAGGAGAACGACUGCAGUAUCGAUGAGGUGAAGAACGUGUGCCUGACCAGCUUCUCGGCGUUCAUGGACUCCAUGGGGCUGUUGGGGGUUGAGGAGCUACCUGAGGCGUCUGGACUCUCCAAGCAGUAUGAGGACCUUUACCUCAAGAGCAAGGACUUUGACGGCCGGCUCUUCCUGGACCACGACGAAACCCUUCAGAUGUGUGACAUAGACCUGUCUCAGCUGGAGAGAACGCCCAAAAAGAACCAGUCAGGAGAGGAAGCUGUUCUCAAGCCCCCUCAGACCCCUGUCAGAGCAGCUAUGAACUCCAUCCAGCAGCUGAGGAUCAUUCUUAACUCGGCCAGCGACGAGCCCUCAGGCAUCUUGUCUGUGUAUUUCAAGAACUGCACAGUGGACCCGUCGGAGGAGAUCACCAAGCGGGUGGAGCGCCUGGGAGAGCUCUUCUGCCAGAGAUUUGCCCAGGCCGUGGGCCAGCGCUGCGUGGAGAUCGGCUCUCAGCGCUUUACCCUCGGGGUGCGGCUGUACUACAGAGUCAUGGAGUCGAUGCUGAAAUCGGAGGAGAAGAGGCUGUCUGUGCAGAAUUUCAGUAAACUCCUCAACGACUCCGCCUUCCACACCUCCCUCCUCGCCUGUGCCCUUGAAGUUGUCAUGGCGACCUAUGGUGGGAGCAGCUUCAAGAACGGCGCCUUCGGCAGCGGCGGGGGCGGCGGCGGAGGCGGUGCCGCGGAGACGGACCUCUCCUUCCCCUGGAUCCUGGACGUGUUCCGGCUGGCGGCGCUGGACUUCUACAAGGUGAUCGAGAGCUUCAUCAAGGCGGAGCCCAGCCUGAGCCGCGACAUGAUCAAGCACCUGGAGCGCUGUGAGCACCUGGUGAUGGAGAGCAUCGCCUGGAGGACGGGUUCUCCGCUGUUCGAGCUCCUCCGUCAGUGCCGGGAGGAGGGCCCGGGAGAGCAGGCUGAGCCCCCCGCCACCCUGAACCAGCCCCUUCAGCACAACCACACCGCCGCAGACCUGUACCUGUCCCCUGUACGCCCCAGCAACCGCGCCCCCCCGCCGUCUGACGCCCAGGCCACGCCCACAUCGCAGGCCGCCACCCACUCCCCCAAGCACCCCAAGUCUACCUCUCUCUCUCUUUUCUACAAAAAAGUAUACCGGCUGGCCUACCUGAGGCUGAACAUGAUGUGCUCCCACCUGCUGAACAGCCACCCUGAGCUGGAGCCCAUCAUGUGGACCCUGUUCCAGCACACGCUGCAGCACGAGUACGAGCUGAUGAGGGACCGCCACCUGGACCAGUUGAUGAUGUCAGCCAUGUACGCGAUCUGUAAGGUGAAGAAUAUCGACCUGCGCUUCAAGACCAUCGUCACAGCCUACAAGAGCCUGCCCAACACCAACCAGGAGACAUUCAAGCGGGUGUUGAUCCGGGAUGGCCAGUAUGACUCCAUCAUCGUCUUCUACAACCUGGUGUUCAUGCAGAGGCUGAAGACCAACAUCCUGCAGUAUGCUUCUCCCAGGCCCCCGACCCUGUCGCCCAUCCCCCACAUCCCCUGCAGCCCUUACAAGUACCCCAACUCCCCCCUGAGGGUCCCUGGCAGCAACAACGUCUACAUCUCCCCGCUGAAGAGCAACCGCAUGUCCCCCAGCGUCAUGACCCCUCGAACCAGAAUCCUGGUGUCAAUUGGAGAAUCCUUUGGGACGUCCGAUAAGUUCCAGAAGAUCAAUCAGAUGGUGAACAGCAGUGAUUGGCCGCUGAAGAGGAGUCUGGAUGGAGGCUCCGCCCCACCCAAGCCCCUGAAGAGGCUGCGGUUUGACAUGGAUGGGCAGGACGAGGCAGACGGCAGCAAAUCCGGUGGAAAAUCCACACUGAUCCAGAAGCUGGCAGAAAUGACUUCCACUCGAACCCGAAUGCAGGAGCAGAAGCUGAAGGACGACGCCAACUCUGUGAAGAGGGAGGAGCCUUGAGGGUGACGGACAGGUGGAGAGGACCGGAGCCACACUUCGUCAUGGCUGUAGGGCAGGCAAGAUACAGGAGCUACCCCACCCAAAAAAUGACAGCUUC
Molecule: messenger RNA, 3024 nt
Organism: Megalops cyprinoides (Indo-Pacific tarpon)
Lineage: Eukaryota; Metazoa; Chordata; Actinopteri; Elopiformes; Megalopidae
Gene: rb1
Product: retinoblastoma 1
Exons: 27
Coding region: 165-2927 (920 amino acids)
Biological process (GO): negative regulation of G1/S transition of mitotic cell cycle; neuron projection development; cell differentiation
Cellular component (GO): chromatin; Rb-E2F complex; nucleus
Molecular function (GO): RNA polymerase II transcription regulatory region sequence-specific DNA binding
Source: RefSeq, a predicted model, not a curated record